Molecule: messenger RNA, 5191 nt
Organism: Lutzomyia longipalpis
Lineage: Eukaryota; Metazoa; Arthropoda; Insecta; Diptera; Psychodidae
Product: protein nubbin-like
Exons: 10
Coding region: 1097-3205 (702 amino acids)
Biological process (GO): regulation of transcription by RNA polymerase II
Molecular function (GO): DNA-binding transcription factor activity, RNA polymerase II-specific; RNA polymerase II cis-regulatory region sequence-specific DNA binding
Source: RefSeq, a predicted model, not a curated record
AGUCACAUUUGACGAUCCGUUGGUAACGCAUGUGGGAUCCACCACGUUCCGUCGCAAUCGCGCGUUCCGUGUUUCCUCUUCUUGCUCGCCAUUCCGUGUUUGGCCAGAACCAUACAACAACAACAAAAAAACGCGCCAUCCACUUGCAUGUGAGUCAAGUGCAAUAAACACCUCACGAGAAUAUAUAUCUGCAAAUUACCUCGUUCAUUUGAAUAAGUCCCAAAAAUAAACCUUUCGUCGGUUGGGUAGUCUCGACUUUUUUUUGUUUCGGAGCGCAGAUGAGGUGAAAUCACGCAAUUUUAUGGCACCCCAACCGUAAAUGAGGGUUAACCCACCCCCGCAAAAGAGAUUUACCGACCCAAGAUCGGUGGUGUUGUGUAUUAAUGACCAUCCGGUGGACUCCUCCAAACAAGACAAAGUGAACUGAUAAAAGUCGCGAGAAGUGAGUUUGAUGAAAUUGUGAGUAACUGUGCGACGGCUCUGGGUACUUCAAAUAGUUGCUCCCCAGUUAAUCAAAACUGCAACUAAAAGAUUUCUUGCAUCCACCCCCGCAACUAAAGAGUGGUUUGCUAUUUAAUGUGAAGUGCACGAAUUUUUUUGUUUUAUAUUUUCCACAUUGGAAAGACAAGAAAACGCAAUAAGCUGAAAUUAAAGCCCACCUACCCUAUUCAACCAGCUGAACCAACCUAACCAUCCUAGGAUUAACGUCACUCAGAAUUUCCAGUAUCCGGCAGUCGGGGUUGAAUUUUUUGGGUAAAGAGGAACAACACCCACACGAUGCUCCUUAGGAAAUUCAACCAAUCUGACCGGAAGACAUCCCUGGGAAAUUCAAGAAAGACUGCAAGAUUCAAUCUCGAUCUCAAAAAGUGAGGGCGUCCACGUGCUGAACAUUUAAUUUAUUUUAUCUCUCAUUACCUGGCAAUAUUCUUUAAGAGUAAAAAAAAAGUGCAAUAACAGACACAAAGUAAACUUCCAAGUGAAAAAAAGGGAAAAUUACUUUUUGAGAGAUAAAGUGUGUGCAAAAUAAUUCGUUAAAUUGACGUGGGAGACGGGAAAAGCGUGCGACGAAAGGAAGCUGCUUGGACGGAGGUGCAUUAUGCCGCUUCUGGUCGCCCAGCGGAGUUCACAUCGAGUGGCACUUGACCACAGCUCAGCGCCGGCCACAGACCAGCCCUUGGAUUUUACCAUGUCCAAAUUUAAAACAUCCACCAGGCAUCAGCUAUACCGUCAAUACUACGGAGCCGACGAUUCCCCACCGCCAUUCAAGCACGACGAACUCGAAAACAGUGAUAGUGAAAUGCGAGAAAAACCCUGUGCAGGAAAACUGUGGUUAGACAAUGUUAGCGAGAUGCAGUUGCGCCACCAACUUGCAGCAGCAGCCGUAGCCGCGGCAAAUUGCACCCCAUCAGCCUCGCGACCAAAUCCACCCAAUACCACCGCCUCCACCGCAACCAGCAGUCAUUCCACCAUUCAGCAGUCCAUCACCAAUAGCAAUAUACCUGUGCGAGAGCUAAUGGCACAGCAGGAGGCGGCUAAGAGAGCACUAGCCGCGGUGGCGGCUACUACGACAACGACAACAGCCGCCUCGGCUCCCUCUUCGUCUUCGUCCUCACCCACGGGACUCACGGCGGCAACAGCGUCUCCAGGUCGUGAGCGGCCUUUCUUGCCAACUCACCUAGACCGAGAGCGCCAUCUCAUGCAGCCACGGCACGAUGGGACCCGCGAGAAGUGUCUCAAUAACAACGACCGAGAACGGGAUCCUAGGUGCGAUGGCUCGCAAUCCAAGCCCAAGAGUCUAGAUCUAAGUCGAAUACCCAAAUCAACCCCCUCACCAGCACCAUCCAAUGACGACGCAGAUUCUGGCGAUGAGCACAGUGAACGGGAACAAUCACAGAGUCCACCACCACAUCAGGAUGACCGACCAUCGGCACUAAAUCUGGUGACUGACUCGCGACAUACACCCUCUCCUGUAUCCUCAAAUCAGCAGCCACCACCAACGAGUGCUGCUGGUGGUGGCUUGGGAGCAGCCAUUGCUGCCCUUCAGAGCCUACCACUUGCAUCGCAGCUCCUGCUUCUCCAGAGUCACCUGGGUUUGAGUAAUCUAGCUGGCCUAUCGCCGCAGGAUCUCAAUACACUGCAACAAGCAACCCUUCAGCAACACAUUCAGAACUACAUGCUUAUGCAUGGUGGAAGUGGAGCUGGAGGUCUCAAUGCCCAAUCUGGGGCUACAUCAGCGAACGCCCAGGCGGCUGCUGCACAGUUCCUAAUGCAGAAUCAGGUUCAUGCUGUGGCUCAGGCAGCUCAGCAGUUGCAAGCGCUCCAGAAGCAGCAGCAACAACUGAAAUCGGACACUUCAUCAGGGGGCGGAGUCAUUGCAACAAGCUCCCCACUGCAUAGCCCAGCGGGAUCACCCGGGGGUCAAAACUCGACUGCCACGAGCCUCAUGGGACCCAAUCAGACCACACCACCAAAUGUGGCUAGUCUCAAUGUGGGUGGCAUUUUGACACCCUCCACACCUGGUUCGGGCACUCAUACACCCCAGAUGCCAAAGUUGCAGGCUCCACGGGCUCUUGAGCCCUCCCCAGAGGAAACUACGGACCUCGAGGAGUUGGAGCAAUUUGCCAAAACAUUCAAGCAGCGUCGAAUUAAGCUAGGCUUCACGCAGGGCGAUGUAGGCCUAGCCAUGGGAAAGCUAUACGGCAAUGACUUCUCCCAGACGACAAUAUCGCGCUUUGAGGCUCUUAAUUUGAGCUUCAAGAAUAUGUGCAAACUGAAGCCUCUACUCCAAAAAUGGCUUGAGGAUGCUGACAGUAGUAUCACGAAUCCUGGAGGGAUGUUUGGUUCGAGCACACUCAGCAACCCUUUGACUACUCCGGAAACCAUUGGCAGGCGUCGCAAGAAGCGUACGUCCAUUGAGACAUCAGUACGUGUGGCGCUGGAAAAGGCCUUCAUGAUGAAUCCAAAGCCAACAAGUGAGGAGAUUACGCACCUAGCUGAUCAACUUUGCAUGGAGAAGGAAGUCGUGCGAGUAUGGUUUUGUAAUAGACGUCAAAAGGAGAAGCGCAUCAAUCCUCCGGCCAAUUCGAUGGAUUCACCAAAUCACCCGGGCACCCCAAGUGGUGCUGGUGGGAUGUCUCUUAGUCACCAUGGGCCCUCGUAUUUUGGACCCCUUUCAUCUCCAGCGGCAUCUAUAAAGCAAGAAUGACCUCCAAGGUGGGGUGUCGGGGAUUUUGGCGCCUUCGGCACUGCUCUUCUCACAACAGAGCACCACGACGCUGGCGCCAGAUUCCUGGACUAAUGCCACCGGCAUCACCAGUCAUAUCAUCUUAGAACUCCAGCAGUGGACACUUCAUUACAGGGAUCUUUUUCACCUUUCGAUGCUCGCUAAUGCUGGACCGCCGUGUCCUUUGGGUCUUCGUGUGACAAAAGUUAGCCUAGGCUCAGUCUAGUUAGCCCAAGUUGACCUUACAUGCUGACUAGGCUAUCACGCGCUGAAAGAAACAACCUUCACUUUACGUCAUCUUGUGAUGAAAGUUGACAAAAUGCAGAUUUUCGACACUUCUGUGACAUUUCAAUAUUUGACAAAUCCUUGUCGGAGAAAUGUCAAAAAAUUCUACUUCAGCUGUCAACACGUAAAAAUUGUUUAGUCAAAGAACCACACGGAGAGAGAAUUUGAGUGAAAAAAAAACAGUUCUUCGAAAAUGUAGGACAAGAAGGAAGAGUUAUUUCUCACUAAUAGUGCAGAAAGGAUUAAAAAAAAAUCACUAAAGUAAUUAAAAAAUAUAUAAAGAAGAUAAACAUAAAUUCUUCGAUAGCACUAGAGACAAGGAGGAAAAAAUUGUGUAGGUGUGUGUGAUGCAAGAGCUAAUUCCUAAAUGAAGAAAAAAUUAUUUCGAAUUUAAUUCAUUGACGUCGUCGUGCAAGAACACCAUUUUCUUUCUUAUCAACAGUGGAAGGACAUCACUGAAUCCUUUUUGGAAAAUGUAGUUUAAUAUUUGUGAAAAAAAAUGUAUGAGAGACAGUGAGUGUGAAGUGAGAUAUUUACAUGGAUAUAUAUUUAGUUUAAAGAAAAAAAAGACGUUGCUAGUGAAAAUGAUGGUGUAAUGUUAUUAUUUUAUCGUGAAUGUAUCCUUUUCCUCAUUUCUUUUCUUUUUUCAUAAUAUUAUAUUUUAACAAAAUCCCCAUCAUUCCUAUAUAAGAGAAAAGAAAUUAAAUAAAUUAUUUAUUAUUGAGACAAAGAGGAACGUGAAUGAAAAUAAAAAUGAAAAACAAGAAAACACGAAAUAGAAACUCUUAAAAGACAACAAACUGAGGCUGAUCUAUAAGUAAACUUUUAAUUGUAUUAAAUUAAAUUUUAGUAGGUCUGUAAUAUAAGUCCAUCGAAAGGCAUUGGGUUAAACUUGAGGGACAGAAAAAGUUCAUCAAUCUCCCUUUCGAUGGAGUUUUAUUUAUAAAACACCCUCAAAAAAGAAGAUAGCAAAGAUUAGAUUAAAAAAAAAUUCUUCAAAUUAAUAUUUAUGUUUAAUAAAAUUUAAAGGCUUUCCUUUAUUUUCGAAUGACGAAACAUUCCACUGAACAUUCUGUCUGCAAAAGCUCUUUUAAAUUUCGCGUGCAAUCGUAAAGAGCAAUUUGAAAAUAAGGAAAAUUAUUUUUCGAAUUCCAAAAAACAUUCCACAGCACACACACUUAAAAAAAAUCGUAUACUAAAAAAAACAAGAUGUAUUCUAAAUGUGAAUAAAUUUUAGGCAUAUAAAAUCUAAUGUAAGAUCAUGGAAAGAAAAAUCAUUUUAGAGGAAAAAAAGAAAUAUUUUAACACCAUUACCUGAUUGUAGUGAUGUUAGAAGCUAAAAAAGAAGAAGUUGGGGGAUUAUUCUGAAUAGAGAAGCAUUAAUUGAAAGUGAUUGACCAAAUCUCAAUGCAGUUCAUCCUAAUUUCCCUCCUUGAUUUGGGUUGAAAAAGAAAGUAAAAAUUAUUCAAUAUCCGUAAAAGAGUUUUGCAAAGAAUUUUACAAAAAAAUAUUUAUGAAUAUUUGAAUUUCUAAUUUAAUAAUUCAAUAAAAACUGACCUAAAACUAUUAAAACUUGAAUUUACAAAAUUUUGAGUUUUAUAUUGUGUUUCAAAUAUCAAAAAAAUAACUUCUAGAUUUAUUUUUAGACUUUUAAAUUAAAUGAAUUUUUUUUUGGUUUUUUAA